AAUUGGGGCGCGGUUUUGGAAAUUAGGUAUUAAGGUUGAGUGAGGUUGAGUCGUACCACAGUGGUUUCCGGAUCUCUGUCGAGUUCACGAAGAAUUUGCUCGUCUCCCCUUUUCGCUGUUCUUCUCUGUAACGGGAGCAGCAUUGCCUCGCAGUGACUUCCGUGAGCGUCCCGACACGAGGAACGAGGAAGGGUGUGGUGGAGGCGAGGAAGCCGCUCUCUACCGGCUGCACCCGGGAGAGCGGGGAUGCCCCUCCGCGUCUCUGGAUUCAGCUCGGCGUGAGCGGCGCUAUUUUCCUGGGCAUCUAUCUCAUGGUCCCGGCACGUUGGGUGGUUUUCGUGGUCAAGACGCUGCUCACUGUCAUUCGGAAAGAGGGAAAACACCGUGUUCCGUCAUUUCUCUUGGAGAACUAAGCAAUAAGAAAAAUGCCUGUUUUCCCUAAAAUAUCUUUGAGACCUGAGGUUGCAAACUACCUUAAAGAGGGCUUUAUGAAUAAGGAGAUUGUAUCAACUUUAGGUAAACAAGAAGCAGAAAGGAAGUUUGAAACUCUUUUAAAUCACUUGUCACAUCCUCCAUCAUUCACAACUGUCAGAGUAAAUACACAUCUAGGCUCAGUACAACAUGUGAAAAAUAUGUUAUCUGACGAACUUCAGAAGCAGUUUAAUGGAUUAAGUGUUCCUAUCCUUCAACAUCCAGACCUUCAGGAUGUCUUACUUAUUCCUGUUGUUGGACCUAGGAAGAAUAUAAAAAAGCAACAGUGUGAAGCCAUUGUGGGAGCCCAGUGUGGCAAUGCAGUGUUAAGAGGAGCCCAUGUCUAUGUUCCAGGAAUUGUGUCAGCUUCAAAAUUUAUGAAAGCUGGAGAUGUGGUUUCUGUAUAUUCUGAUAUUAAAGGCAAAUGCAAGAAAGGAGCCAAAGAAUUUGAUGGAACAAAAGUAUUUCUUGGAAAUGGGAUUUCUGAAUCAAGCCGCAAAGAAAUCUUCAGCGGACUACCUGACCUGAAAGGUGUAGGCAUAAGAAUGACAGAGCCAGUAUACCUCAGCCCUUCGUUUGACAAUGUACUGCCCAACUACUUAUUUUUACAGAAUUUGCCAUCUUCUGUAGUAGCUCAUGUUCUGGAUCCUCAACCUGGAGAGAGGAUUUUAGAUAUGUGUGCAGCACCUGGAGGCAAAACAACACACAUUGCAGCACUGAUGCGUGACCAGGGAGAAGUAAUAGCACUGGAUAAAGUAGCCAACAAAGUAAAAAAGAUAAAGCAGAACGCUUUACUGUUGGGAUUGAAUUCCAUCAGGGCUUUUUGCUUUGAUGGAACAAAGGCUCUUAAACUUGAUACGGUUAAGGGCAUAGAAGGAGAGCCUCCAUUCUUACCAGAAUCUUUUGACCGAAUUCUUCUUGAUGCACCCUGCAGUGGAAUGGGACAGAGACCAAACAUGGCUUGUGCUUGGACUUUGAAGGAAGUGACAUCGUAUCAACCAUUACAGAGGAAACUCUUUACUGUGGCAGUGAAGCUGCUGAAGCCGGGGGGUGUGCUGGUUUAUAGCACGUGCACCAUCACACUGGCAGAAAAUGAAGAGCAGGUGGCCUGGGCCCUCACAGCGUUCCCUUGCCUUCAGCUUCAGCCCCAGGAACCACAGAUUGGAGGAGAAGGAAUGAUGGGAGCUAGCCUGUCAUUUGAACAGUUGAAACUGCUGCAGCGAUUUGAUCCAUCUGUUGUGGCAUUGCCGGACACGGACUUUGAUUCUCUUAGAGAUGCCAGAGUGGAAGACAUGAUUAGGCUGGCAAAUCAGGAUUGUAUAGGUUUUUUUAUCGCAAAAUUCUUAAAAUGCAAAAGCACACAGGAGACGGAUCCUUAGAAAUGAAAAUUCCAAACAUUUUGUGUGUGUGUGCAUGCACCCUUUAAUUUAAAAACCAAACUGCUGUCAGGCCAAGUGAUUGAUGGCGUGGUUGCUAAGGAAACAGAAAAGGUUGCCAGUGGUUUAACCAGGGGUCAAGAGUCACAGAGGAAGUAAUCGGGGUGGUAUGAGAUUAUAAAUUUAAAAUAAUUUUUUCUUUAUGGAUUUAGCAGAAUAUAAAGAAAAGUAGAUUUCUAUAGAUAUCUGGAACAUAUUUUCAUUUGGGGUCUUGUGUUUUAAUUUGUAAAGAAUGCAAGUCACUUUUAAUGUUAAUUGGUGAAUCUAACGAAAGGAAUAAAAUUAACAAUAUUUAAUUUGGUUAUAAAAAUUACUUGUUUUCCAUUUCUGAGUGCCUAAGGAGUAGUUCCUUAAGAACUCUGGCCAUGGGAAGUAUGACAUUUACCAUGUGCCAGUCACCAAGCUGAGUAUUUUACCUCUUUUUCUGCUUACUAUUUGGUAAGUAAACGCUCUUUCAAAUGAAGUCUGCACCUCUGCCUUUACUGUUUUCUUCAUGGUUUUGAACUAAAAAGUAAAAUGAAUAUUUUCUUCACUUGGUACAUUAAAAAAAUGAGAAUAUUCCACAAUUUGGAUACCUUUUAUCAUCUAUUGGAACACAUACCAUACAAGUGGUUAGAGACGUGAUUGGUGAGACAGAGGUAAACAGCUUCUAACUGGGAACUGUUCCAUACUUACAGGUAUGCCUUGCUCUCCUGCUGAACAGAAUGGCCCAGAAUACCAACAUUGGACAAGGCUACUGUGACUAUGAUAGAUCAAGACACAAAAAGACCACCUCAUAAUCCAAUCUGAAUUUAGAUGAAAACAAGAACAUCAUCCAAAUCACAAAAGUGACCAAACAUCCCCCUGUAGUGGCCAAUGUUUUCAUUAGGAAUGUCUUGUAACUAUUUAUUGUCUCUAUCAAGAUUGCAAGGCCUUCUGGAUCAGUGUGACUCCUGAAAAGUGUCCAAGACUAGCAGCAUUACAUCACUGAGCAAAGGGACAAGGGUGAAGAAUUAAAUUGGGCAUCAAGAUGGAUCUUCAUUUCUAAAAAUGAAAGAAGAAUAAAAUUCAUAAUCUGGAUCAGUUGCUGCACAUGUAGAAUUCAGGUGGAAAAAAAUUAUUCUGUGCUAAUAUCUUAAAAGAUCCUUUACCUACUGUAAGCUACUAUUUUAUCAGACAUAAUGGGACAAUCACUAAAGUAACAUCAGUGAUUGGCAUUGUCCCCGAGAAAGAUGCUCCACAAAUGAGAAGUGUUGUUGAAUAUUUAACAUAUUCUUAACUAUCAGAAUUAUUCCUAAGAUUGCAAUUGAUACUACUAGUAAUAAACAGUGCAGAAGCCAGCUCUUUGUUUUAUAUGAAUGACUUGAAACCAGGCUUGUUGAACAGUUCCGUGUAGCUGACAGCAAAUAUUUAACAGGAAUGCAUAGCAGACCAUGUUAAAAUGUGGCAUUGUCCCCAAAUACAAUAUGACUAAGACACCCUACAUUUAGCAGCACCUUUUUGUAACAGUAACUUAAAUGAGCAGUGGAGAAAAAGCAUAGGAAAAACUGAAAUGGUUUUGACAAAAAAACAGUAGAGCUAUUAAGAACAUUUCCAGCACUUUCUAGGUUAACUACAAAAAUCAUGAUUCUGCAACUGAGUCAGUUAAGAUCAAGCCUUCACUGUAUGAAAAGACUAAUUUUACAUUCCACAAGUCAGUACAUACCCCAUUGUCCCUGGGAUUAUUUCUCAUUGACAGAUUUAGUACACACCGUUUAUAGAUAUGCCCGCUGUACAGUUUUCAUGUAUAGGUGGUCUUAUGUCAAAUCCUGCAAUACAGUUUUUUGAGGAAUACUAUACUCUGAUUUGGACUGAUAUGUUUCACAGCAAAGUGAAACACGAAGAAUCCAGGUACAGAAUUUAAAAAAUGGAAUCCAUUAGCACAACUUUUUGAAGGGGAUUAAUGGUAGCAGCAGGUGAGAUAAAUACCAGUUAUGCUUCAAGAAUUUAAGUAUUCUGAAGUCGCUAUUGGGAUGAAAUUAGAUAUAGUAAAGGAUGAGGCUGGUUGUCAGCGACAUCUUACUGUGAUGGAACGUUUAUCAGAAAUAUUUUAUAAAAGCAGCCUUAACUGGAAUAUGGAUUUCCAAUGAUGUGACUGUUUUGCAUCAAUUUAUAUAUUAUGACUAUAGUUUUUAUAUUCAAUAACUAAACUCAUGUCAAUAUUAUGGAGCUGAUUAACAAAUGCAUUGAUUCUGAGGGAAACAUUUCAUAUUAGCUGAUAACAACACUCUACACGUAACUAAUUUUUAAAACUCUGAGCUGAGCUUUCUUGGGAGUAGGGAAAUAAGGAGUUAAAAGUGAAACAGUUUUACUUAUAAAGGUCCAAGGACAUUUGGCAAGAACCUGGAAUAAUCAAAGGAGCUAAACAAAAGGUAGAUUAACGUAUUUAACAAAAUAACAGUAAUUACAUAAUGUACAAAUCUGAAAUCAGGCAAUUAUAGAUAGGCAUUUUCCAGGGACAAACUUCAAAUGCUAGGUAAUUGCACACCUAAUACUGUCUUACCUGCCCAGCCGUAAUUGGACCAAGUGGACACUUGAGAGACACGGAAAGGUUUUAGCCUUAGUGUGACAACCACAUUGUGAGCUGCUUACAGCAAUGGGGACAUGUGUCUUCAGGCCUCCCCUUCAGAGUAGAUGUCAGAUGUAGGAAAAUAUUCUUAACGUUCUGUUCACUGCAGGUCACCCCAUUUGCCCUGAUUACUUCUGAAGAACAGAAACUUUGGUUAUAAGAAGCACUUCUAGGUUUUGACAGACAGGGAAACUGUUCAAGUUGGGGGUGGGGUGGGGAGGGGAUGGAAUGAUAGGUAAAACUGGGAGAUCACUGGGACAAUAGGCAGGGUAAGAAAAGGAAGUGGGAGAAGUUAGAAAAAUUUAUUUUCCCACGAAAUAAUUCUACAAGCUGUGUAAACGUUUCUUACUAGAACAAAUACUCGAACACACGGAGAUUGUACAUUUCCAGUGAAACACUCACAGUUAAAAGUUGCCUGUAUUUUUUUUUACUCUCUAGGAGCAAAAACAAGGAGCCAGCAGAUGAACGUUUUCCCAGUCACCUUUGGCAGCACGCUCCCUGACUGCUCAACGGAUCAUUAAAGCAACACGCAGCACAAUUCAGUACAAAGCCAGGUGGGUCGAAUUCCGGAUAUCAGUCUCUAGUUUCUUCGUUCGUCGUCAGCAUUCAGAUGCAUCUCAGACAGUCACUCACACACAGACGCACACGUGCAUAUAGAGCUCCGGCCCCUGGGCUCCAGUGCAGUGACAGACACUAGCUACUAAGAAAGUGUUUGUCACAAUCAAUGUGAACUGCAUGGAUUAGAACAACCUUUGGAGUUUGCUUAUAUUUACCAUAAUUUAUGGUCAAAAUUAUAAACUUACAAGGAUGGUAAAACAUUCGGAAAUCAAACCUUUUCAAGUCAAGCAAUCACAUGUAUUUACAGUAUAUACAGACUUUCUACUAGAACGGGAUGGGUGCCUAGAUGAUGUUUUUACAAAUUUCCUGAAUGUGGGCGUUUCUAGUCCCUGUAAUUCAUAAAGCAAAUUUGCUGAAUUGGCAUUAAGACUCUAAAAUAGUGUGAUCAAACUCAUAUAUAUAUAUAUAUAUAUAUAUAUAUAUAUUAUAUAUAAUUAUCAUAAGAAGGUGUUUGCAGAAAUAACAUUUACAAACUGUCUAUACAGUACACAGUACUAGUACAUAUAAAAUAGAUUCUAACUUUAUGAUCCCCUUUGUGUAAGGCAAGACUGAAUCUGUCCCCAAAUUUAGUCAGCCAGAGGUACAAGCAAGAAACAGUGGUCCAUGGAUGAAUGGAUAUGCAAAUCAGGUGCCUACAUAUCAAAACUCGGGAGAAUCAAGUCAAGAACUUCCACUUUUUACCUGGGCCAGUUCUGGCUUACUGGAUACAUCAACUACAUUUCAUUUCUUAAAAUACUAAUGGCAGCAGAUUUUGUUCAGAGUGGCAGCUACCCCAAACAGGUUUUGAAAAGUCCAGUACACAACCGGAGGACUGCAGCCGUACCAGGCGAAUUUAUAUAGCACUUACAAAAGAAAAAAAAAAAGUAUAUUAAUACUCUAUUUCAUGCUAUUGCUAGGGAAGCAACAGCAAUACAAAAUAUACAAGACAGAUCACAUAUGAUUGCAAUGUAGACCCCAAAGAUUUAGUUUGAGGGUGCUGUUAUACAAGACUU
Hipposideros armiger (great roundleaf bat) is the source of this 6104-nucleotide messenger RNA. It is a transcript of the gene NSUN6, whose product is annotated as NOP2/Sun RNA methyltransferase 6. Gene Ontology annotation, biological process: RNA methylation. The coding region runs from base 426 to 1850 and encodes 474 amino acids. The transcript has 13 exons. The record is from RefSeq and is a predicted model, not a curated record. Gene Ontology annotation, molecular function: RNA methyltransferase activity; RNA binding. Lineage: Eukaryota; Metazoa; Chordata; Mammalia; Chiroptera; Hipposideridae.